Hyla sarda is the source of this 1279-nucleotide messenger RNA. RefSeq names its product fatty acid-binding protein 1, liver-like. Gene Ontology annotation, molecular function: fatty acid binding. The coding region runs from base 574 to 1224 and encodes 216 amino acids. Gene Ontology annotation, cellular component: nucleus; cytosol. NCBI's taxonomy places the organism in Eukaryota, Metazoa, Chordata, Amphibia, Anura, Hylidae. Gene Ontology annotation, biological process: fatty acid transport. The record is from RefSeq and is a predicted model, not a curated record. The transcript is spliced from 4 exons.
GAUUGUUUAGUUAGUGACUGGACAGUCUGGGGUAUUGUUUUGUUCCCGUGUUAUGUUUUUCUUUGUCCUGCAACCUGUCUUAUAAAGCUGUUUGCCAGUUUAUUGAAGUGGAAACGUGUCCUGUGGCGGUGUCAAGGACGAUCCCAGAGCUAUCCCCAGGGAGAAAUCCUCACAAUUGGUGGAGGAUGCGGGCAGCAUGUUGCUAAGAGCAACCAACGGUCGAGUUGCAGUAAAGUUGUUGCUAGGAGCAACCCACCCUGCAUGUUGCAAGUUAGACAAGCCCAGCUGUGGAGUACAAGAGCUGGACUGAGCCUGUGGUGAAAGCUUUGCUAGGGGCAAUGGAUCGCGUCAAGCAAGUGAGCACUCUCUCAGCUAAGGAGACAGGUGGACGGGCCACCUGCGCAACAGGUGUUUGUUUUGAAAAAAGGGUCGACAUUGAAAUGUCGCUGCUAGGAGCAACCAACGUGGACAGCAACCGGUUGUCGCCAAGAUGAAUGUGAGGACCCGUAAGUUACUGGUGGGUGGAAACCCACUGUUUUGGAUCUGGACUAUCACCAGGCUGUAUACAGAGUCAUGCCGGACAUAAUACCAUUUGUGAAGACCCAACCAGAGCCUGGUAAGACUGUUCUAAUUGACUUUGAAACCUGUUAUGGGACAGUAAGCCAUAAGCUGGAGGUGUGUGCCGAGUUUGAGAUAGAGAUUAUUUUGGGAGGAGACUUCCCAUAUUUUUGGCAGUUGUGGAAUGAGGAGAGUGGGCCAGAGAAACCGUACAGAAAGGUUCCUGAGCUAAUGAUGACUGGUGUGUCACUACUUGACUGUGUGAACUGUCCUGUACAUUUUGAACCUAUGCAGUUCUCACUUUCUCCUGAUGGGAGAUUGCACUAUGUGAGCAAGAAGAAAGUUCCAGGUAUUACGGAUGAUUUAAUUCAGAUUGGAAAAGAUAUGAAGAGUGUAACUCAGAUCGAGCAGAAUGGAAAUCACUUUGUGGUGACGGUGACUACGGGCACCAAGGUCCUGCGUAAUGAAUUCAACAUCGGGGAAGAGACAGAAUUUAAUACACUUACUGGAGAGAAAAUCAUGAGCACGGUUAAUAUUGUGGACGGCAAGCUGGUUGGGAAACUGAAGUCCGUCACUUCCGUCACAGAACUUUCAGGGGAUCUCCUAAUCAAUGUCAUGACUGUGAAAGACAUUGUCUACAAGGCAGUAAGCAAGAAGGUCGCAUAGAUGAGAAACCUGUUAUUACUUUUACUAUGUAAAAUAAACUCCUAUAAUAUGAAAA